AUGUCAACAGCACCAGAACUGGCGCCCAGCAAUGUCUACAACCCGGACGUGUCCUCUGCUGAGCCGACCUCCGAUGACGCCACUUGGAUACUGACCUCAGCCUUCGUCAUAUUCACAAUGCAGACCGGCUUCGGGCUCCUGGAGUCGGGCGCCUGUGCUAAGAAGAAUGAGGUGAAUAUACUGAUGAAGAAUGUGGCGGAUGUAGUGCUCGGAGGUCUCUUCUAUUGGGCCAUUGGAUACGGACUACAGUUUGGUGAUGACGAGGGCCAUACCGGUUGGUAUGGAGCGGGCUAUUGGUUUCUCGAUUCCGAUGACGACCACAUGGGCCCCAGUUUUGCAAGUUUUAUAUUCCAACUGUCCUUUUGCACGACCGCCACAACCAUAGUGUCCGGGUCUAUGGCCGAGAGGACCAAUUAUAACGCAUACAUACUGUUCUCACUCUUGAAUACAAUUGUCUAUUGUAUUCCCGCGGGUUGGAUAUGGAGGGACACGGGAUGGCUGUAUAAGAUGGGAUGCCUGGACUUUGCCGGAUCUGCUUGCGUUCACUUAAUCGGUCAGGCUACUCUGGAAGGAGGUGUGUCUGCAUUAGUGGCCGCAUAUAUGCUGAAACCCAGAGUGAAACGAUACGAGAAGGGGACGGACCCGUUGCCGAUGGGAAACCCGGUGAAUGCAGUGGUCGGCACAUUCGCCCUGUGGUGGGGUUGGCUCGGCUUCAACUGCGGCUCCACUUUUGGCGUCAGUCAUAACAAGUGGCAGUUCGCCGAAAGGGCGGCCGUCACUACACUCAACGGAUCGUUCGCCGGCGGACUCAUUGCUCUUAUUUAUUGCUUCAUUACUAACGGGAGGGCCGAAGUCAGUCCUAUCCUCAAUGGCAUACUCGCCGGACUGGUAGCCGUGACGAGUGGCGCCGGAUUUUUCCAGCCUUUUGACUCAUUCAUAAUCGGAUCCCUGGGCUGUAUAGCCAACACAUUGAUCGCUCCCUUUUUGGAUAGUCUCCGAAUCGACGACCCGGUGGGCGCUGUGGCCGUUCACGCGGGCGGAGGAAUAGUGGGUGCUCUAUGUGUGGGACUGUUCACCGUUGGCGAGCCCUAUAUUUCACCCAACGGUGGUCUAACUCGCGGACAGUCAGGUCUGUUCAAAGGGGGCGGCUUUCACUUGUUUGGCGUCCAGUGUCUGGCAGUGAUAAGCGUGAGUCUGUGGAGUGGGAUCACCACAUGGAUGCUGUUGGCCACCAUCGAUAAAGUCAUUCCCAUCCGAAUGUGUAUUGAGGAGGAGAUAUUGGGCGCCGACCUCUGGAUCCACAACAUUAGGCACGAGUACUACGACUUCGAUGCCAUCAUCGCUGAGAUGAGACGGGAGGGCAUGGAUUUGGAGGAACACAUCCAACCACAUAAAGCCCAGAAGACAUCCCUUGACUUUAAUCUGUUUAUUAUCGACAAGUUUUUGACGAAACGUCGCGGAAAUCAUUGGAUCAAAAAAUUGGUUCAUAAGGACUCUAUCGAUAACUUUGGCAAA
Molecule: messenger RNA, 1515 nt
Organism: Oppiella nova
Lineage: Eukaryota; Metazoa; Arthropoda; Arachnida; Sarcoptiformes; Oppiidae
Source: the annotation of a GenBank genome assembly